Molecule: messenger RNA, 1452 nt
Organism: Dichotomopilus funicola
Lineage: Eukaryota; Fungi; Ascomycota; Sordariomycetes; Sordariales; Chaetomiaceae
Product: peptidase-like protein
Exons: 5
Coding region: 1-1452 (483 amino acids)
Biological process (GO): proteolysis
Molecular function (GO): metalloexopeptidase activity
Source: RefSeq, a predicted model, not a curated record
AUGAAGGUUCACCGCUCAACAACGGCGGCAACGCUGCUGUUUGCUUCUCACGCGAUUGCAAACAACAACCCAUUGACCCCGGAUAAGCUCGAGGCCGACAUCCGGACCGAAGAACUGCAAAACGUCCUGUGGAAUCUCAACCACAUCGCCUCCAACAACGGCGGCAACCGCGCGUUCGGCGAGCCCGGCUUCAAGGCCUCAGUCGACUUCAUCCUCGAGCGGGCGCAGACGCGUUUCGGCGACCACUUCGAUACCACCACGCUCGAGAUCAAGGUGACGGGUCCCGGGGGUGAGGAUGUGUUCGUCGUGAGCCCGCAGUAUAACCCGCCGACCCCGACGCCUGACGGGGUCACGGCUGCGUUGGUCGACACGCCGGUGGACGAUGAGCGCGGAUCGGCGUGCUUUGCCGAUCAGUGGGAGGGUAUUGAUGUGAAGGGGAAGUUGGCGCUGAUUAAGAGGGGUGUUUGUGCGGUGGCGGACAAGUCGACGCUGGCGAAGGAGCGGGGAGCGUUAGGCGUAAUCUUGUGGGACACAGACGGUGGAAACAACAUUGUGGUUCCGACACUAGGCGCGGACAGUAUCGGCCAUACAGUCCCCAUCGGUAUCAUUCCCCUGGAGGUCGGAGAAGCCUGGAAACAGCGUGUAAACGCAGGCGAGGAAGUUGUCGUGUCCCUGCUGGUGGACGCCAUCUCCGAAACCCGUGAGACCUGGAACAUCAUUGCCGAGACCAAACAAGGCGAUCCCAACAACAUUGUGAUGGUUGGUGCCCAUCUUGAUAGUGUGCAAGCGGGCCCGGGGGUCAACGACGACGGCAGUGGUACCGCAACGCUUCUCGAGAUUCUGACUGCCGUCCGGCAAUACGAUCACUUCCCGAACAAAAUCAGGUUUGCCUGGUGGGGAGCGGAAGAGAGCGGCCUUGUUGGCUCCCUUUACUACACGUCGCAUCUACCUGAGGAGGACAUCAACAAGAUCAAGUACUACUUCAACUACGAUAUGACGGGUUCCCCUUUCCCGGUCUUUAGUGUUGAGGGCAGUGACAAUGCUGGCAUUGGCACGCAGCUCCUGGGAGACUACCUUGUGGCUCAGGGGAAGAACAUCACCAACGAGGGCCUCGGUGGCGGCUCAGACCACGUUGGCUUCGUUGAGCUUGGUAUUCCGACGGCGGCCAUACAUACCGGCGCUGGUGCUCCGUACGACCCGUGUUACCAUCAAGCCUGCGACACGCUGGACAACAUCGACUGGGACGCCCUGACGGUGAACGCCAAAUCCGCCGCUCGCGCGCUUGCUACCCUGGCCUUGUCGUUGGAGGGUGUACCGCCGCGCUCUCAGACGAGCGAGAACCUCCGCACUCGCCGUGGUGUGGCCAAGAACUUCCGUCGGUGGUCGGCGUUGGCUGCGAAGGCAAGCCAGGGCCAUACUUGUGCGCACAAGGGGGAGAAGGUCCGUGUGUGA